UGCCUGUGGUGAAAAGUUUAAAAGAGUGUGUGUCCUGCUGUCCCUCAGCAGAAGCAUCAAUCAACAUGAUUCCCAUUGUGCUGGCCUCAGUGCUUAUUGCUAGCGCCCUUGGGUGUGGCACUCCACCCAUUGAGCCUCUGACUUCCCGUGUGGUCAACGGAGAAGAUGCCAAGCCCCACAGCUGGCCCUGGCAGAUCUCUCUGCAGUAUGAGAGGGACGGUGAGUGGAGGCACACUUGCGGGGGAUCUCUGAUUGCCGCCAACUGGGUCAUGACUGCUGCUCAUUGUAUCAACACCAAGCUCUCCUACAGGGUGUUUGUGGGCAAACACAACCUGGUUGAGGAAGAGGCUGGCUCCAAGGCCAUUCUGCCUGAGAAGAUUGUUGUCCAUGAAAAGUGGAACCCUAUCUUCGUAGCCUUUGGUAACGACAUUGCCCUGAUUAAGUUGUCUGAGUCUGUAACUUUGAGUGAUCAUGUACAGUUGGCAUGUAUUCCUCCUGCUGAUACUCUGCUCACCAACCUCUACCCCUGCUACAUCACGGGGUGGGGCAGGCUGUACACCGGCGGCCCCAUUGCUGAUAUGCUGCAGCAGGCUUUGAUGCCUGUGGCUGACCAUGCCACCUGCUCCCAGCCUGACUGGUGGGGUAUCGCUGUCAGGACCACCAUGGUGUGUGCCGGUGGGGAUGGAAUUGUGGCGGGAUGCAAUGGUGACUCUGGUGGCCCUCUGAACUGCAAAAAUGAUGCGGGUGUCUGGGAAGUCCAUGGCAUUGCCAGCUUUGUGUCUGGCCUUGGUUGCAACUUCAUAAAGAAGCCCACCGUGUUCACCAGAGUGUCUGCUUUCAAUGACUGGAUUGACCAGGUUAUGAUGAGCAACUAAGGUUAUAUUUCAAUAAAAAGGUCAAAC
This is a messenger RNA of Melanotaenia boesemani (Boeseman's rainbowfish), 902 nucleotides long. RefSeq names its product elastase 3 like (gene ela3l). The record is from RefSeq and is a predicted model, not a curated record. Gene Ontology annotation, molecular function: serine-type endopeptidase activity. The transcript is spliced from 8 exons. Gene Ontology annotation, biological process: proteolysis. Lineage: Eukaryota; Metazoa; Chordata; Actinopteri; Atheriniformes; Melanotaeniidae. Bases 66 to 875 code for a protein of 269 amino acids.